Molecule: messenger RNA, 297 nt
Organism: Lactuca virosa
Lineage: Eukaryota; Viridiplantae; Streptophyta; Magnoliopsida; Asterales; Asteraceae
Source: the annotation of a GenBank genome assembly
AUGUUUGUCACAAACAGGGGUGUUCGGAAAACCGAUGUUUGUUCUCUUGGCAUCUGGUUUAGCGGUGGUGCUUAUGGGAGAACCGGUGAGCCGUUGUCACUCUCCACCGUUGGUGGUGUCAUGCAAAUUGAGAUGGUUGUUAGUUGUUGGUUUUUUGCGGAGGCGUUUUGUGUCAACAUGGUGGCGAAGGACAUUGAUCCUUCAACGAUUGGUCUUCAUAAUUUGCUCAUUGAAGCGGUAGUUAUUAUUGAGCCAUCUUGUUGUGGUGCUUCACUGGUAACUGGUGUGAAGAUGUGA